Messenger RNA from Owenia fusiformis, 624 nucleotides. Lineage: Eukaryota; Metazoa; Annelida; Polychaeta; Sabellida; Oweniidae. The record is from the annotation of a GenBank genome assembly.
AGAUGCAAGAUAGAAUAGCUCUGUUUAUGUGCAAUCUGAAGCCAGCAAAGAUGCGAGGUAUUCUCUCAGAGGGAAUGAUAAUGUGUGCCAGCACCCCAGAAAAGGUGGAGAUCAUUGAUCCUCCUGCAGGAAGCAAACCUGGAGACAGGGUCAUAUUUGAGGGCUAUUCAGGCACCCCUGAUGAGAUGUUGAAACCAAAACAGAAAGUCUGGGAACAAAUACAGCCAGAGCUUCAUAUCAAUGGAGAGAGUGCUGCCACCUAUAAGGGGACCCCAUUCCAAGUGGAGGGCAUUAAGGGAUUCUGUAAAGCCCAGACAAUGACAAACUGUGGUAUUAAAUAAGAAAGGACUGACUAGAGAUAAAAAAUUCCCAUCUUAAGGCUGCUGUUCGGACAUCAAUUUACUGUCAGAUGUGUUGCAUGAAAUAUUUUCAAGCUUUACAUUGUCAGAAAAAUUUCAAAAUAAAACAAAAUAUGUCAUGAUAAUUGUUUCUUUUGUGACUUAAAAAACUUGUUCAAGGUAAUAUUUUGAAAUAAGACCUCUACUCGAGCUGGAAUUUGUAAUACGGCAUGACGCUACACCAUCAGAUCAAAGGUAUGGAUUUUCUCAAAAUGAGACAAUAGUA